UGACAGCUCACUAUAUGAAUUGAAGGUCAAUUUGCUAUUGCUUUUCGACAAAACCGUUACCCUUCGUCGUCUUAUACCUGAUUCUUCAUCUCCGUUCGAGGGUCAACACUUGAAGAUCUUAGCUCGUGGCAAUGGCCGAUUCUCCACCGAGAAGGAAUUCAAGGUCCCCUUCCCCAUGGAGGGCUGAGUCAAGGUCUAGGUCAAGGUCUAGAUCUAGGCCUAGGUCUAGGUCCCGGUCAAGAUCUUUUGAGAAACAAAGGCCAAGAUCCCGGUCGAGAAGUCGUGGAAGAUCAAGAUCAAGAAGUAACGAAAGGUCUGAGGCUAAAAAUGCUGGAACUACACUUUAUGUGACUGGCCUGUCUUCAAGGGUCACUGAGAGAGACCUAGAGGAGCAUUUCUCUAAGGAGGGAAAGGUUGCUUCGUGCUUUCUUGUGGUGGAGCCGCGGACACGAAUUUCUCGUGGUUUUGCUUUUAUUACAAUGGAUACUGUUGAGGAUGCGAACCGUUGCAUCAAAUAUCUCAAUCAAUCAGUUUUAGAGGGUCGCUAUAUUACUGUUGAGCGGUCACGAAGAAAGCGGCCAAGAACUCCUACACCUGGACACUAUCUUGGCCUUAAAAGUACUAGAGACUAUGGGCAUCGUGGUGACCAUGGAAGGUAUCGAGGAGGUGGAUCUGGUCAUGAUGAUUAUGGAUAUCGUGGUGACCGUGGAAGGUCUCCAAGGCACUCACCACCAUAUCGAGGUGGUAGAGAUUAUUCACCGAGGCACUCACCCCCACCUUAUGGUGGAAGAUCUAGGAGGGACAGGUCCAGGUCACUUCCUUAUUCUCCAUAUGGUAGCCCAGAUAGGAGGUAUGCUCGUGGAUCUAGGUGAUGUCUUUUAAGUUUGAAGAUGGUAAUGAAAAAAUUAUCUAUUAUGGUAUCGUGACUAAAGUUUGUAUCCAUGUUUUGGAAAUAGUCUGCACUACUUAUGCUUUAAUUUGUACACUUAUAUUUGUUCGGUAUUUAACUAGUUUAUACAAUUCAUAAUUUAUUGGUCAAAUUGUUCUACAA
This is a messenger RNA of Glycine soja, 1051 nucleotides long. Its product is annotated as serine/arginine-rich splicing factor SR45a-like. The coding region runs from base 132 to 872 and encodes 246 amino acids. Gene Ontology annotation, molecular function: RNA binding. Gene Ontology annotation, cellular component: spliceosomal complex. The transcript is spliced from 8 exons. The record is from RefSeq and is a predicted model, not a curated record. Gene Ontology annotation, biological process: positive regulation of mRNA splicing, via spliceosome. NCBI's taxonomy places the organism in Eukaryota, Viridiplantae, Streptophyta, Magnoliopsida, Fabales, Fabaceae.